Messenger RNA from Parathielavia appendiculata, 883 nucleotides. RefSeq lists its product as uncharacterized. Gene Ontology annotation, molecular function: 8-oxo-7,8-dihydrodeoxyguanosine triphosphate pyrophosphatase activity. NCBI's taxonomy places the organism in Eukaryota, Fungi, Ascomycota, Sordariomycetes, Sordariales, Chaetomiaceae. Bases 283 to 738 code for a protein of 151 amino acids. Gene Ontology annotation, biological process: dGTP catabolic process. The transcript is spliced from 3 exons. Gene Ontology annotation, cellular component: cytosol. The record is from RefSeq and is a predicted model, not a curated record.
CUCAUUGGUUCAGACCAUUGUUUUCCGCUCUUGUCAGCCUAUCAAACCCCUGCUAGUCGCUGCUGAGUCUGUUGAAAAAAAGACGGUAGUCCCUUUCACAGCUGGCAAUCUGUUUCGAAGCCUGCAACGGCGUGACUCACACUUUAUCAUCUUUCAUGCCCUUACCCCUCGAGAACACUGACGGGUUCUUGCUGUCUGGAUCGAUGUUCUGGCCAGUCCUGUGAAGAAACAAAGGACCAAUACCCAUCUGCAGAGGACCUGGAUCCAUCUCAUUCUCGGGUUAUGUCGACAAGCCCCGUGGUCCGCGUCGGCGUUGCUGCCAUUGUGCAGGAUGCUCAGGGGCGAGUUGUGAUAGGAGUGCGGAAGGGUUCACAUGGUGAUGGUCAAUGGCAGCUCCCUGGCGGCCACCUGGAAGUGGGAGAGAGCUACUUUGCUUGUGCUGAGCGGGAAACGCUCGAGGAGACGGGGCUCGUUGUCCACGCUGAGAAAUUCAUCGCUCUGACCAACGACGUCUUCAGCCCAACGAAGCAUUACAUUACAAUCUUUGUGCUAUGUCGGAGAGUUGACGAGACAGAACAACCAAAGGUCUUGGAGCCCGAGAAGUGUGCGUCGUGGGAGUGGAAGUCCUGGGAUGAUAUCAGAGGCGCCAUUGAAGGAGAGAGUGGCCAGAAAAAAGUGUUUCUGCCUAUGGUUAAUUUGCUUGCGGAUCAUCCUCAAAUCGAGGUGCUGCUGAGGUGAAAAUGGAAGGAAGAGUUGGCACCUGCUUGGGCAUAUGGGUUCGUGUUUUGGGAAAAGAAGAAAAAAGGCCGAGACAGCCGGGUUGAAAAGUAGUGAAGCACUUGACGCCGAAGUCACUGAUCUCGGCCGAGACGGCAUCAGCUCC